Lathyrus sativus (Indian pea) is the source of this 1473-nucleotide messenger RNA. The record is from the annotation of a GenBank genome assembly. Lineage: Eukaryota; Viridiplantae; Streptophyta; Magnoliopsida; Fabales; Fabaceae.
AUGACAACCUAUGCCACCGUUUUGUUUCUCUUCUUUGUCAUGUCCACAACCUCUUCCUUUUGUCUCCAAGAAAUGGAGAUUCUCCAAAUGGCCAAAACACAAGUUUCACAAGCCAUGAAUUGGGUUGAUAACUCUAUGAAAUUACAUGGCUUGGAAAGUAUGAGUGUGUCAUCAUUGAAUCAAACAAGGGUUUUGGCUUUAAGAGAUUGUGCUAAACUCUAUGAGGAGAGUGAGUUUAGGCUUAGGGAUAUGAUGGUUGGAAAGAGGGGUUAUAGUAAUGAUGAUGCUCUUAUAUGGGUGAGUGCAUUGAUGACAAAUCAUAGGACUUGUUUGGAUGGGUUGAAGGAAAAAGGGCAUGUUCAAGGUGAUCAUGUUUUGGGUAGAAACUUGACAAGUUUGCUUGGCCAAAUGCUUGUUUUGUACUCUAAAAACAAAGUCAAAAGCAAAGAUAAAUUUCAAAGGAUUACAAUAUCAGAAGAAAAUGAUGGACUAUUAGAAUCAUGGAGUGUUGAAAACCAUGAAGCAGAUUUCACAGUGGCACAAGAUGGUUCUGGAAGCUAUAAAACAAUUAAAGAAGCAGUGGAUGCACUUGCUUCAAGAGGGCAUAAUCGUCCUUCAAGAGUUGUUAUACAUGUGAAAGCUGGAGUGUACAAUGAAAAAGUUGAGAUUGGAAGUAAGUUGCAUAAUAUAAUGUUUGUUGGAGAUGGAAUUGAUAAAACUGUUAUCACUGGAAAUAGGAAUGUUCUUCGUGGUGGAACCACUCUUAACUCUGCCACAUUUGAUGUAUCGGGGGAUGGAUUUUGGGCAAGAGACAUGACAUUUGAGAACACAGCCGGACCACAAAACCAUCAGGCAGUAGCCCUCAAAGUAAGUUCAGACUUAUCAGUCUUCUAUAGAUGCAGCUUCAGAGGCUACCAAGACACACUCUACCUAUUCUCGAGUCGACAAUUCUAUCGCGACUGUCGCAUAUACGGCACAAUCGACUUCAUAUUCGGCGACGCAGCUGCAGUACUUCAAAACUGCGACAUUUUCAUUCGAAAACCACUGAGUCACCAAUCAAACUUCAUCACCGCGCAAGGACGAGACAAUCCCAACGAACCGACCGGAUUUUCCAUACAAGCCUCUAGGGUUAGGCCGGAUUCGGAGUUCGUGACGGUGAAGGAUUCUGUGAACACGUUUUUAGGUAGGCCUUGGAAGAAAUAUUCAAGGACGGUGUUUCUUAAAAGUGAUCUGGAUGGUUUGGUUCAUCCUAAGGGAUGGGGUGAAUGGGAGGGUAGUUUUGCAAUUUCAACUUUGUAUUAUGGGGAAUAUAUGAAUACUGGAAAUGGUGCUUCUACUGAAAAUAGGGUUAAUUGGCCUGGUUUUCAUGUGUUGAAGAGUGCUGAAGAAGCUUCUCCUUUUACAGUGAGUAGAUUUUUGCAAGGUGGAAAUUGGAUUUCAGCUUCUGGGGUACCAUUUGUUUCUGGAAUUUGA